AUGUAAAUAGGAUAAGUAGUAUUAACAACUCUCUAUUUUAUAUAAGGAUUAAUUGUAGGAUUACCUGGGGGAGCAAUAUAGGUGUUAUUUGCACAUGAAAAAGAUAUUGGGAUAUUUUCAUUAUGUACAAUACCUUGGGCUUUCAAAUUUGUUUGGUCACCAAUCUAGGAUUAUUAUUUUAUUGAAAAAUUUGGGAAGAGAAAAACUUAUAUAGUUCCAUUUUUUUUGCUUAUGGGUGUUCUUUUAAUAUUGGCUGCAAAUGCUGAACAUACUCUGCUAAAUCUAUUUUAUUAUUACAUUACUUUAAUGGUUUGUUUAUCAACAAGUGACACUGCUAUAGAUGGAUGGUCAGUUACAUUAUUAUCAAAUGUAGCUUAAUAAAGUGUAUGUUAAACAUUUGGAUAAUAAGUAGGUUGGUUCAUCUCAUAAUCUAUUUUCAUAUUGCUAAAUCAAAAUAACAUAAUUAGUUUUGCUUAAUAUUAAUCAAGUCUAGGAAUAAUAUGUAUAAUAAUGUGUAUUCUGGUUAUUUUUGUUAAAGAAACGAAUCCAGAUGAAGUCAUACAUUACUAAAGUCUUUUUUAAUAGAUUAAAUAAGUGAAAGGAUUAUAUUAUAACAAAAAUCUAAGAUUUUUAUGUUUGUUCAUUUUCUUGUAAAGAAAUGGAAUAUCUUUCAUGGAUAUUGCUGCUCCAAUAGUAAUGAUAAGAGCAGGAAUGGAAAAGACAUUCAUUAGUUAAGCUUAAAUUUUUAUAUUUUGUUGUACUUUUUGGAUUCCUUUAGUGAUUGGUUACUUUAUAUCAGGCAAAAAGAAAGAGAAUUCUUUAGUAAUAAGUGCUUUGACUUAUUAAACAAUAAAUAUGGCCUUCUUUUUAUUAGAUUAUUAUGAAUAUAAUAAACAAACACCUACAAAAGGCAAGAUAAAUCAAUUUUAAUAUUUAUUUUGUUUUUAAUUGUUAGUUCAUGAGUAUUUAUAUUAUUUGAAUAAGUAGAAUUUUUAAGAAAAUCUUUACUGUAUGUACAUUUUCAUUUGUAGCUGAAAUAGUUGAACCUUAAUUAGCUGGAAUGUAAAUAUCAAUAAUUAGUUCAUUACAUAAUGUUAGUAGAGUUAUUUUAGAUCCUUUGGUUUUAUAAUCAGCUGCAUAUAUGAAUAUAUAUAUAUUGGUUAUAAUAUGUGUGCUUUAUUAGAUAAUAGUAUUGAGAAGAUAUGGAGAUGAAUUCAAAAUCAAAUAAUUCAUAGCUAAAGAGAAUUGGACACUUCAUACAUAAGACACAAUUGAUAAUUAUCAUGAAUUAAAGGAAAUUAAAGGAUUAAAUAAUCAAACAUGA
Molecule: messenger RNA, 1324 nt
Organism: Paramecium pentaurelia
Lineage: Eukaryota; Ciliophora; Oligohymenophorea; Peniculida; Parameciidae
Source: the annotation of a GenBank genome assembly